UUGAGAAAAAAGCACGUCGUUUUUUUUUUGUUUUUUUAGUUUUUUCGAAAUUCAGAAUCCUAAAUUUUUGAGACACGUUAUCCCGACUUUUCUUUCCUUGUUUCACUGACUAAAAAUUUAAAUUAAACACUACUUACAAUGGAAUAACAAGACAAAGAUGAGACAUUUUUUACGACGCUGAGUUGACAAAGUUUGCAUUUUUUGGGAGGGUAAAACACAGAAGCACAAAAUGGAUCCGGAGACCAGCGAGCCCCGCGGUUUGGCCAAAUCCGCCGCGGUGAAACUCUCAGAAAUGGGUGCGAAGACCAAACAGCUCGGCACGGCCAUGAAGGAUCCGCAUCAGCAGCGACGCAUUAUUCUCGUUAUCGUUUGCGUUGCUCUGCUCUUGGACAAUAUGCUUUACAUGGUCAUCGUGCCGAUUAUUCCGGAUUACCUCGCCGAUUUGGAGAGCGAACAGAGCGAGCACGUGCACAUCGUUUUGCAUCCCAACAGCACGCUACACCCCACUCCAAAUUCGCCGCCGAAAAACAACCUGGACAUUCAAAUCGGCGUUUUGUUUGCAUCCAAGGCCAUACUGCAGCUCAUCGUCAACCCAAUCAGCGGGACUUUUAUCGAUCGGGUCGGUUACGAUAUCCCUUUGCUAAUCGGUUUAAUGGUCAUGUUCGUUUCGACGUGCAUUUUCGCGUUCGCGGAAAACUACGCCACGCUGUUUAUCGCGAGGAGUUUGCAAGGUUUAGGAUCGGCGUUCGCGGACACUUCGGGUUUAGCCAUGAUUGCCGAUAAGUACACGGAAGAAGCGGAGAGAAGCCGUGCGCUGGGAAUCGCUCUUGCGUUCAUAUCGUUCGGAAGUCUCGUGGCGCCCCCUUUUGGCGGGAUCCUGUACGAGUUCGCCGGGAAAAGAGUGCCGUUCAUCGUCCUGGCUUGCAUAUGUUUGGCGGACGGAUUUUUGCUUCUUACCAUCAUAAGACCGUUAACGAAUCGAACUCGCGAAAACAUGCCGGUGGGGCCUCCGAUCUACAAACUCAUGAUCGAUCCGUACAUCGCCGUAGUCGCCGGCGCGCUCACCGUAUGCAACAUCCCGCUGGCGUUUCUCGAACCGACUAUCGCGAGCUGGAUGGAAACCACGAUGCACUCUUCGCAGUGGGAAAUGGGGCUCACAUGGCUUCCCGCGUUCUUCCCGCACGUUUUUGGCGUUUACAUCACCGUCCGAUUAGCGGCGAAAAACCCGAAUCUGCAGUGGUUCUACGGCGCGCUCGGCAUGGUCAUAAUCGGCGCGAGCUCGUGCACGGUUCCCGCUUGUAAAACCUUUGGCCAGCUGAUCGCGCCGUUAUGCGGGAUAUGUUUCGGGAUCGCGCUCGUAGACACCGCGCUGCUUCCAACUUUGGCGUUUUUGGUCGACGUUCGCCACGUUUCGGUUUACGGCAGCGUCUACGCCAUCGCGGAUAUCUCGUAUUCCGUCGCGUACGCCAUGGGUCCGAUCGUCGCCGGGCAAAUUGUGCAUAACUUGGGUUUCGUUCAGUUGAAUCUAGGCAUGGGUUUGAUAAACGUCCUGUACGCGCCGGCUUUGCUCAUGCUGAGAAACGUUUGCCAAAUGAAACCGUCGUAUUCUGAAAGAGACACUUUACUGGAGGACGGUCCGCAGGGGCUGUACGACACGAUUCGGAUGGAGGAGCGGAGAGGGAAGAAGAAAAACUGCGUAAACGUCGACGGGAACGGAGUGGACGCGUGGAGUGGAGUUCAACGGUCGAUGUCGGAAGAGUCGUUUGGGAAUGAUUUCACUUAAAGGGACGGUGCAAUGGUUAAAAUGGGCUUCUAUGAGAGACUUUACAGAGGUAAGGUCGUACGAAGACGUUAAUCGGAGUUCGGAAAAGCAAACAGGAGUCGACAAAAGUUUUACUAAACAAUCUAGACACAAAAACGCACAAUUUACCGCACUUUUAAUCAUAAUUUCUUAACAUGUAUCAUAUUUAUUCAAGCGUAACUUUUUACAUUUC
Boleophthalmus pectinirostris (great blue-spotted mudskipper) is the source of this 1994-nucleotide messenger RNA. It is a transcript of the gene slc18a3b, whose product is annotated as solute carrier family 18 member 3b. The transcript has a single exon. Gene Ontology annotation, biological process: xenobiotic transport; transmembrane transport; chemical synaptic transmission. The coding region runs from base 230 to 1783 and encodes 517 amino acids. Gene Ontology annotation, molecular function: acetylcholine transmembrane transporter activity; xenobiotic transmembrane transporter activity. The record is from RefSeq and is a predicted model, not a curated record. Lineage: Eukaryota; Metazoa; Chordata; Actinopteri; Gobiiformes; Gobiidae. Gene Ontology annotation, cellular component: membrane; AP-2 adaptor complex; AP-1 adaptor complex.